AUGGCUGAAGAUAUGUCCAACUGGCUCACCCAGAGCGACACAGGGCCUGAUAACGCAUUCGGUCAUGCUCAGUACUUGGCCAACGUUCCCUCGAAUGCUACCGUCUGGAACCAUCUCCUCGACACAAUCGACCCGACAGAACCCAUCCUUAUCGUCGCCCCACCCUACGAGAUUCCGGUUAUUCGAGCCAGUGGCAAGUCUUUGAGUCUUGAGGAGAUGAUGGCUUUGAGCUACGAAGAGUUCCUGGAUUUCGUGAAGAGGGAGCGCCGUGGUGCUGGAAGAGGUCCCGAAGUCUGGCCAAAGAUCUCCGAAAGGGAUCGCUUGAUCGUGAUGGUGGCUGUGGAGCCUCACAUGCCGGCGGAUUGCGCUCUUUCGUUAACCAUGGUUGUUAACUGGGCCUCUGGUAGACCUUCUGGCUUCUCGAUGCGUGUCCUCACUGUCUCUACUUCCCACGACCAUCCCGAGAUGGCUGCGCUCGUCAGGUCGAAGUCCAUGCCUGAGCCGGAACGAUUCACCCUCGACGAUCUUCGGGCUCAGUUAACCCAUCAAGGGCCGGGCUGCAACUAUAAUAAAGAACAGAUGAUUCACCCUCGACAUUGCGCGGCAACGGGGUGCCCCAAGGACGGCAGUCAGAUUGUCGUCUUGUUCGCCUCGGAUGGCUCUUUGAAGGACCUUGCAAUUUCUUUGAAGGUACAGGGGUGGCCCGUUACGGCCAUUCAUCGCCGGACACACACUAAUUCCAUGGAGCUGGUAUCAACGGCUUUUGAGGAAGCUAUGUGUCGUGUCUUGCACGUGGAAGACCCGAUCCGCUCCCUAUUUCCCCUGACAGGAUUCAAUCAUGUCCAUGUCGUUGCGAACUCUACCUCUACAAAGGUAGUUUUUGACGCAGUGACUGGCCAGCUGACCUCGACCCUGGCCCAGAGGAGCAAGCAGGAGAGAAAGGAACAGUUGGCGUAUGCGCAUCGCUCGCAGGGAGCCUCGAGCGUCACGGUCUAUAUCGACCGCCCAUAUAUCGACCGCCCAGUUACCAGGUUUCUGGAGGCAGGAACUCGUCUACGGCGUCUACAGAUCAGCAAUGAGCAUUUGGGAGGCUUCAUCGCAGCCCUAGCCGGGGUUGAGGCUUGGGGAAUCGACGCGCUCGAGGUUGCAGGGUGCUUUGUACCGCACAUGGAGGAAUACGCACUGAUGACCACGGUGAAGCGUCUCAUCGAUCAAGGCCUCCUAAGACGGGUCCAAGGGACAGGUUGCCUGGGCUUGCAAAUACACGACAAAGAGGCUGAGGUUUUCAAGGCCGUCCUCCCCAUUCUAGACUACGACCACCGGCUUGCCUACUUCGUCGCUCAGCAUACCGACAACGUGAUUCUUCGACAGUCAAAGCUCCAACUCGCAUCAAUCCUCACCGUCGAAGCUUUAGAGUUGAUGAAAUUGCCUGCGGAUAUGGGUGACGACUUUGACGCCUUGGCUGCGAAAUGCUGGGGAUACACACGACCGCUCGCAAAGCAAGGUACCAUGUGGAUGGUACUGGGGCUAUGGAAGCUGGCCGCGAAGCAUCUCAAUGACUUCCACGAGGGAAUGAUUACUAACCUGACACAUGUGCCAGUGUUUGGGACCUCAGUUCAUGUCUCAUUGAUGGAGUCCACCAAGGUCGCCAACACCAUCAAGAGACUCACCAGGGCCUUGGCAAAACUACACAUUGGGUUGAUCGACGUUCCCACCGCGGAUGAGACCGGUGAACUCGACAGGGCUGGCUGUGUAGAGCUGCAGACCCAUUUGUUCACGGCCUUUCUCGGCCAAUUGAUUGUGGGUUCCCCCAUGGAUGGCGAAUGGGGUUGGCAAGUUGUUGCGAGCGGCAUAGGUGUUGUCGACUUCAAGGACUGGGUUCACUGGUUCGUGAAGAUUGACGAGGUGUACGAGGCAAAUGGUGAAACUGUUGUCUGGGGUGUUUUCAACAAACUUUCGCGCCAGGGCCGUCGAAUCUCGGUCGGCGACUGGACCUAG
Molecule: messenger RNA, 1998 nt
Organism: Fusarium vanettenii 77-13-4
Lineage: Eukaryota; Fungi; Ascomycota; Sordariomycetes; Hypocreales; Nectriaceae
Exons: 2
Coding region: 1-1998 (665 amino acids)
Source: RefSeq, a predicted model, not a curated record